Messenger RNA from Centruroides sculpturatus (bark scorpion), 3381 nucleotides. Its product is annotated as myocyte-specific enhancer factor 2C-like. Gene Ontology annotation, molecular function: histone deacetylase binding; DNA-binding transcription factor activity, RNA polymerase II-specific; protein dimerization activity. The coding region runs from base 360 to 1610 and encodes 416 amino acids. The transcript is spliced from 9 exons. Gene Ontology annotation, biological process: cell differentiation; positive regulation of transcription by RNA polymerase II. Lineage: Eukaryota; Metazoa; Arthropoda; Arachnida; Scorpiones; Buthidae. The record is from RefSeq and is a predicted model, not a curated record.
CGCCGUAACCUUAACCCUGGACUCGAUCGAAACUUUAAAAUAGAUCGGAGUCACCACAGUUUGACGGCGCUACUUUUCUUUACGGAGCGUCACACCGCACUACGCCACGUCGGCCGGAACUAUUUUCAGUAUGUCGAAGUAUUGAGAGAAGUGUAGAUGUUGCCUAUGACUUACCAUAAAUAGAAGAUCCGAAUCCUUCCUUCUAGGGCCAGCAGAGCCACACUCGUUCACAUGACCACAAGCUGGCGUUAACUUUGAAAACAGCUUCUGUUCCUUUUAACGUCAACUAUCAACAGUCCCUUCAUAUUGUGAGUCUACAAAAACAGAGUUCUGUGCCUUGUUGUCUACCACCAUCCAGCAUGGGUAGGAAAAAGAUCCAAAUAUCCCGAAUCACCGACGAGCGAAAUCGACAGGUGACUUUUACAAAGCGGAAAUUUGGAUUGAUGAAGAAGGCAUACGAACUCAGUGUGUUGUGUGACUGCGAAAUUGCUCUCAUUAUCUUCAACAGUACUAACAAGUUAUUUCAAUAUGCAAGUACAGACAUGGACAAGGUUUUAUUGAAAUACACAGAAUAUAAUGAACCCCACGAAAGUAGAACAAAUAGUGACAUUGUCGAGGCACUUAGCAAAAAGGAACAUAAAAAUUCAUCCAACGGUUGUGAAAGUCCUGAGCCGGAACAAGACCAGUAUGUCCUCACUCCUCGUACAGAAGCAAAAUAUAACAAAAUUAAUGAAGAAUUUGAACUUUUAAUGCAAAGAAAUAUUCAACUAAAUGGUAACAGAGUCCCACCUCCGGUGAUUAGUCAAGGAUUAUCACCGUUAUCAAUUAAUGCAUCUGUGAAUAGUACCACUUAUAAUUCUCCAGAUCAUGGGCUAUUACACUCGUCGCCUCAAAUGCCCUCGCACACUAGCGUUAGUCCUCGUCCUAGCUCUUCGGGAACGUUACUCGACAUCAAUGGGACGACUGCAAAUGGUUACCAUAGACCUGUUUCACCGAGUUCUCCGGAACUUGGGAACAAACACGAUAAACAAAAUUCUUCACCGACGGGCAAUGGGACAAGACCGAAUCUUCGAGUGGUCAUCCCGAAUUCUCAUCAGGCAACUGCUGGCCUUAUAUCUCGAAAUUCCAACAUUUCCCUUGGUACUCCAGUGGUUUCCGUGACCACCCCUCUUCCUAGUGUGACAAGUUAUCCGUCCACACUCACAUCUAGUUUUACAAAUGAUUUCCAGUUAAAUACUGACUUAAGUUUAGGAUUUAACUCUCCAAAUUUGUUACACGGUUGGUCGACACAAAAUCCUUUAUCGAGUGUACCUACAGGCAUGAGUCAAGGCAGCCCCAGUGCAACACUUACUUCUGGUGUUUUGCCUCAUAUGUCGGUUAAUACUCCUCCUCCGUCGUCGCCGCUUUCUGUUAAAAUUAAAAGUGAACCCAUUUCGCCGUCGAGAGACGGUUCUGCGCUCCAGCGACCACCCUCCGUGACGGGUCACCUCUCGCCCGGGCAUCCGCUUAUUCCUUCCACUUCGUCGUCUCCGGAUCCCAGUGUCGUGCCAGAAUACGACGGACCCAUCACCAAGAGGGUCCGUCUGACUGCAGACAGCUGGGCAACGUAGUGAAUCUCGUCAUCGGUAUAAGGAUGGUCUUCCUGUACCCUUUAUGUAGUCAUAGCUCACAGCUCACAGUUCACAAUGACCACCCCCUUUGGCCUUUUUUUCUAAAACGUGCACUGUGCACUUUAAACAAGGUUAUCAGACUUGAGUUAUUUGGUAAAUGUAACAUAAAAUCGUGUACGUCUGUACCAUAAACGGUACUGCUCACUCCGAAAACAUUACGCCUUCUGUUACACAGAAAAGGUUUUUAGGACUGUCCUACAUACAGUUCGCACACAACAGCCGAGAAAAACCGUAAGGUCAACAAUGUUAGAUCAGUCUCUGUUUAAAAAAAAUCCGUCUUCACCCAAAAGCUACUGUGAUAGAACGUGCAGACUGAAAAGAUGGUGUAUUCUUGUAGGGCACCUUUAUUUCAAUCAAAUCAUGAGUGGUCUCCCCAACUACCAGAAGAAACAGAUCCUAAUAUUAGUGAUAUUGGGUAUAGUGAGAAAUAUAGAGAUUUUAUACCAAAGUUCUAUUAUGAUGACGUAAGUUCUGACAGUUUGGAUAUUUAUUGGGCAAAAUGUUUUCUAUGAAAUAGAUGUUAGACACCAAACAUGGCCUCGUUUAUAUAAAAGGCAUGAUAGAGCUAGCACUAUUUGAAAAUUUCUAUUUUCAUUAGUUACAUUCCCUGUGUGGAGAGACAAAAAAAAAAGAACAAUAGUGUCCAAGCUUUGCACCAUGAGUUAUCUAUUAUUAUAGUUAGUUGUUUCUCUGGCAGAGAAACGAGCUGCUUUGUUGAAGUACUUAAAAAGCUUCCUUUUACAAAUUUCUUCCUAUAUUGUUGAAAAUUACAUCCUGCACCAAAAUAUAUAGUUCUCGAUUUGUUCCGUGCAUGUGAGUCACUACGUGGCUGGUUACUGUUCUGACAUUGCAGAUUUAUUGCCUGUUGGAAUAUAGAAGAUUAAAAAAAAAUUGAUCAUUGUGUUGAUGGUUGCUGUUUGUGAUGGUAGUAAUAUGAAAAGUUAUGGUGAUAUCUCCCUCACCAAUUAAUUAAAAUCCCAUCAAACUCUUUUUAUGUUUGUGUAGUAUUUUUGACCCUUUCUGGUCAGUAAUAUGUAAUCUUCCAAUGUACAGUCAAAACUGCCAGAAAAAAAAUGUUGUCACUGUUGAACUGCCGUUGACAAUGCAGACGACUUUAUAGCAGAUUUUAAAAUACAGCUGGUUGACUGUGAAGGCCGACAACUUGCUUCGUAUUUAGACUUUUUAUUUACCGAUCUGUUAUUUUUGUGUAAAUACCGACCGGCCGUCUUCGUGCAUCGUGUGAAUACUAGCAAUGUAAAAUUUUAAAAUAUUUAUAAUUUUGUGAACCUAGUUCAUUUUAAAAGUUUUUAAUUUCUUUAAUUAUCAUAUUUAAUGUAAAAAGACAAUUAAAAAAAAGCACAGCUUUCGCACCCCCUCUGCAUAGUGCCAUAUUUUAUGUUGCCAUAACGUGCUGCCAAAGUGCCAAACCUCGCGGGUGGGAAUGGCAUUGUAAAAAAAAAAAAAUGUUGAUACAAACACCGGUUAUCGAUGGCCCAUUGUUCGGUAACGUGUCUUUCAUAUGGAGCCUGUGCUAGUCAACCAGCUUCGUGUACUCGGGUGCGACCCGCCCAUAGAGAUUGUCAUAAUUUUAAUGGAAGAGAGUCUCGUUACAAAACUGUUUGCCAUUCAUUGUUGUUGGCACUACAUCAUGCUUAGGUUGUGUAUUUUUAUCUGCCUGUGAAAAAAAUAAAUAAUAAACAAACAAACAAAA